GUGGGCCACAAACAAAGCCCUAGCUAUCCCAAACUCUGACUCUUGACUGUCAACCGAUUUAUUCAAUCUGAUUCUCGACCGCUCACCGACAGCAAAAAUGGCCGUUCCGAUCUCCCUGAAAUUCCCGACGGUACCAUCCACUUUAACCAACAGAUCCGCCUCCUUGUUCCUAUCACUACGACGGAGCUCCGCUCAUCAUUCUCAUCCUCACUCACAACACACGAUCAGACUCCCCACUAUUAGGUUCAUAAGGAAGAUUAACUUCUCCGCCGUCAAUGCCGUGCAGGAAAGCCAAGAGAACACAGAAUCCAACGGGGUGGAGGUUCAAGCAGGGCCACCAACGGAGGAGCCGAAAACGGCCGACCAAUCGGCAGAAUCCGGCGCAAAUUUGGGAGCCGAAAUUCAGGAGGCUUUGAAGCAGCGGAAGGUGGAGAAAGAAGGGGACCUGAUCGGCGGAGUGGCGGAGGAGAUUAAGGAGAUUGAGUGGCCGGCGUUUCAAAAGGUUUUGGGCACGACGGGGGUGGUGAUUGGCGUUAUUGCUGGCUCUAGUGUCGUUUUGCUAACUGUGAAUGCCUUAUUGGCAGAGCUGUCCGACCGAGUUUUCGCCGGAAAAGGAGUUCAGGAUUUCUUUAGCUGAGAGGAUGAGACUUCGAUUAUGACUAUUUGGUUUUUCACUUGAGAUGUAAACUUUGUAACUUUUAAGAAAGGCCAAUGGCUUCCAUUGGAAGAGACUGCUUUGUAUUUGUGUUAAGAAAGGAGAAAGGUUGAAUCUGAACGCUCGAA
Benincasa hispida (wax gourd) is the source of this 783-nucleotide messenger RNA. RefSeq names its product secE/sec61-gamma protein transport protein (gene SECE1). The record is from RefSeq and is a predicted model, not a curated record. NCBI's taxonomy places the organism in Eukaryota, Viridiplantae, Streptophyta, Magnoliopsida, Cucurbitales, Cucurbitaceae. Gene Ontology annotation, cellular component: chloroplast thylakoid membrane.